GCUCCGGAUUCUCCAUGUUGGACCCAAACUGAGGAGCCCGGAGCUGCCACCGGGGGAUCGGGGCCGGGGGCACCGGGGGAGCCGCUGCCCGGGCCGCCCGCCCUCUGUACAAGCCGCCUCCCUUCCCGGCCCGGGGAGGAAACAAGGGGGGGGGAUGUGAACAGCGGUGGGAAUCGGAGUCUUGGGAGCCGGAGUGGGCCCCCGCCCAGGCCCCCCAGCCCAGCCCAGCCAGCCUGCGCGCCCGCCCAGCCAGCCCGGGCCCGCGGGAUUGUUAGAUGGAACACGGCUCCAUCAUCACCCAGGCGCGGAGGGAAGACGCCCUGGUGCUCACCAAGCAAGGCCUACUCUCCAAGUCCUCUCCUAAGAAGCCGCGUGGCCGGAACAUCUUCAAGGCCCUUUUCUGCUGUUUCCGUACCCAGCAUGUUGGCCAGUCAAACUCUUCCACUGAGCUCGCCGCAUACAAGGAGGAAACCAACACCAUUGCUAAGUCGGAUCUGCUCCAAUGUCUCCAGUACCAGUUUUAUCAGAUCCCUGGGACCUGCCUGCUCCCAGAGGUGACAGAGCAAGAUCAAGGAAGGAUCUGCGUGGUCAUUGACCUGGAUGAAACCCUCGUGCAUAGUUCCUUUAAGCCAAUCAACAAUGCUGACUUCAUAGUGCCUGUAGAGAUUGAGGGGACCACUCACCAGGUAUAUGUGCUCAAGAGGCCUUACGUUGAUGAGUUCCUGAGACGAAUGGGGGAGCUCUUUGAAUGUGUUCUCUUCACUGCCAGCCUGGCCAAGUAUGCUGACCCUGUAACAGACCUGCUGGACCGGUGUGGAGUGUUCCGGGCCCGCCUGUUCCGGGAGUCCUGUGUGUUCCACCAGGGAUGCUAUGUCAAGGACCUCAGCCGCCUGGGAAGGGACCUGAGGAAAACCCUCAUCCUCGACAACUCGCCUGCAUCUUACAUCUUCCACCCGGAGAAUGCAGUACCUGUGCAGUCCUGGUUUGAUGACAUGGCAGAUACCGAGUUGCUGAACCUGAUCCCAAUCUUUGAGGAGCUGAGCGGAGCAGAUGAUGUCUACACCAGCCUUGGGCAGCUGCGGGCUCCUUAGCCCUCCUGCUUCCAAGAAGCGGCCAUCCCAGUAGGGGACUUUGCUACACUGUGCCUUUCUGAUCCGCCUGACUGACCCAGCUGAGCUGAAGCUGGAGCACCUGGCCAAAAGGGGCCUGGGACCUGCCUGCACCCUGAAUUGGGUUCCCAGGGAGAGAGAGAGAGAGAGAGAGAGAGAGAGAGAGAGAGAGAGA
Molecule: messenger RNA, 1284 nt
Organism: Nannospalax galili (Upper Galilee mountains blind mole rat)
Lineage: Eukaryota; Metazoa; Chordata; Mammalia; Rodentia; Spalacidae
Gene: Ctdsp2
Product: CTD small phosphatase 2
Exons: 8
Coding region: 276-1091 (271 amino acids)
Molecular function (GO): RNA polymerase II CTD heptapeptide repeat phosphatase activity
Source: RefSeq, a predicted model, not a curated record